Haliaeetus leucocephalus (bald eagle) is the source of this 2196-nucleotide messenger RNA. RefSeq names its product N-acylsphingosine amidohydrolase (non-lysosomal ceramidase) 2 (gene ASAH2). Gene Ontology annotation, cellular component: extracellular region. Lineage: Eukaryota; Metazoa; Chordata; Aves; Accipitriformes; Accipitridae. Bases 1 to 2196 code for a protein of 731 amino acids. The record is from RefSeq and is a predicted model, not a curated record. Gene Ontology annotation, molecular function: N-acylsphingosine amidohydrolase activity. Gene Ontology annotation, biological process: sphingosine biosynthetic process; long-chain fatty acid biosynthetic process; ceramide catabolic process. The transcript is spliced from 20 exons.
AUGUGCGGGAAGAGGUCCAAGUGCUCCUUCUCCCGCCUGGAGGUGAUCCUCAUCAUUUGCCUGGUGGUGAUGAUAGUGGUGACCGUGGUGCUCCUCAUCCUCCACUUUCUCACCAAAGAGAGCAACGAUACCAGUGAACUGGUAUCAGCAAACUACUUACUGGGCGUGGGUCGAGCUGACUGCACGGGACCUGUGGCAGAAGUUCCUCUGAUGGGAUAUGCCAACCCGGAGCAGGUGGGCAGAGGGCUUCUCAUGCGCCUCUACAGUCGAGCCUUCAUCGUGGCAGACCUUGAUGACUCCAGGCGAGUAGUGUUUGUCAGCGCUGACAUAGGAAUGGUGUCUCAGAGACUGAGGCUGGAGGUGCUCAAGAAACUGAAGAGCAAGUACGGCGAGCUGUACCGACAGGACAAUGUCAUCCUCAGCGGCACCCACACGCACUCAGGGCCUGGUGGCUACUUCCAGUACACCCUCUUCUGGAUCACUAGCAAAGGGCUAAUCAGACCAUCCCUCAACGCUAUUGUGAAUGGCAUCGUAAAGAGCAUUGAUAUAGCACAUCAGAACAUGAAGAGAGGAAGGCUUUUUAUAAACAGAGGCACUGUAGAAAACAGCCAGAUCAACCGAAGCCCUUUCUCCUAUCUUGAGAAUCCAGCAUCCGAACGAAGCAGGUAUUCAUCCAACACGGAUAAAGAAAUGGUGAUGCUCAAGAUGGUAGAUGAGAAUGGACAGGAGCUAGGCCUUAUCAGCUGGUUUGCUGUGCACCCAGUCAGCAUGAACAACACAAACCACCUUGUAAACAGCGACAACGUGGGCUACGCAUCUUACUUGUUUGAACAGGAGAAGAACAAGGGGAUGCUUCCUGGAGAGGGCUCUUUUGUUGCCGCCUUUGCAUCCUCCAACUUGGGAGAUGUGUCGCCCAACACCAAAGGCCCGUUCUGCGUAAACACGGGGCAAUCAUGCAAUAACUCACAUAGCAUCUGUCCUGUAGGAGGGGCAAAGAUGUGCAUGGCCAUGGGUCCCGGUAAUGACAUGUUUGACAGUACAAGAAUCAUAGGGCAAAAUAUCUACUUGAAAGCAAGGGAACUGUAUGAAAAAGCUUACCAGGAGGUCACAGGGCCCCUCAGCUCAGCUCACCAGUGGGUGAACAUGAGUGAUGUCUCGGUGGAGCUCAAUGCCACGCACACGGUUAAAACAUGUAAACCAGCCUUAGGAUACAGCUUUGCUGCAGGGACUAUUGAUGGAGUGGGGGCUUUCAACUUCACACAAGGCUCACUAGAAGGGAACCCGUUUUGGGAUGAAAUCCGGGACCAGCUGCUGGGAGAGCCCUCCAAUGAAACAAAAGCCUGCCACAAACCCAAGCCAAUCCUCUUUAGCACCGGAGAGAUGACUUGGCCUCACCCAUGGCACCCUGACAUCGUGGAUGUUCAGAUUGCUGCCAUUGGAUCACUGGCAAUCAUUGCUGUUCCCGGAGAGUUCACGACCAUGUCUGGACGCAGGCUACGGGAAGCUGUUAAAAGAGAAUUUGAUUCUCAUGGUACACCAAGAAUGGAUGUUGUAAUUGCAGGUCUGUGCAAUGUCUACACCCACUACAUUACCACCUAUGAAGAAUACCAGGUUCAACGAUAUGAGGCUGCAUCAACUAUUUAUGGGCCACACACCCUUUCUGCUUACAUUCAACUGUACAGAGGACUCGCAAGGGCUAUUGCUACGAAUACAGUUCAGGAUUUGCCACGUGGUCCAGAGCCCCCAUUUUUCAAUAUAGGUAACAUGACCUUGCUGCCUUCUCUCACUGCCGAUCGCGUGCCGGUGAAUAAGACUUUUGGGGAUGUGCUACAAGAAGUGAGACAACAGUAUCGAGCGAGAGAAGUUGCUGAAGUAACUUUUGUAGGUGCGAACCCCAGGAACUCUGCAGAGAAUGCGACUGAACACAACUUCCUGACCGUGGAGAGAUACACCAACACUUCAGACAGCUGGCACGUGGUAUGGAACGAUGCCUCCUGGGUCACCAGGUUUUACUGGACCAAAGGAUCAUUUGGUCGGAGCAACGUGACUAUUGAAUGGCACAUCCCUCGUGACACAGAGCCAGGUGUCUACAGGAUACGGUACUUCGGGCACUACAAGAAAAAUCUGUCUAAAAAUUCCGCUGCCUUUAUUGCAUUUGAAGGCACAUCUUCGGCAUUUGAAAUCACAGCUCUGUAG